Messenger RNA from Ruditapes philippinarum (Manila clam), 999 nucleotides. Its product is annotated as serine protease hepsin-like. Gene Ontology annotation, molecular function: serine-type endopeptidase activity. The coding region runs from base 110 to 967 and encodes 285 amino acids. Gene Ontology annotation, biological process: proteolysis. The record is from RefSeq and is a predicted model, not a curated record. The transcript is spliced from 8 exons. NCBI's taxonomy places the organism in Eukaryota, Metazoa, Mollusca, Bivalvia, Venerida, Veneridae.
GACACGGAAAGAGACAUAAAUAUAACGUGACCUCUCAUGAUGUUCGGAUAAGCACUUGUCAAAUAAUGUUGCCCUAAAUAUAUAUUAUGACAACAAAUUGUACAUUAAGAUGAAAAUAUCAAGUUGGUUGGCUUUGACUUUAUACCUUAUAAUCGGAUAUACAACAUAUUAUGCUGAUUGUCAGAAUGUUCCAUGUGGAGAGCCAGCAAUUCAACCAGUAAGCAGCCGUGUGGUCGGAGGGCAUGAAGCUAAGGUUGGAUCCUGGCCAUGGAUGGUAAUGCUAGCUGAAGAAGGGGUCAUGGUUUGUGGAGGGAGCAUUCUUAAUGAACAAUUUGUACUUACAGCUGCCCAUUGUUUUGAAGAUAUGUUAAGCAGGACAGCAUCUCGAUGGUUGGCAUACGUAGGUAAGCACCAUUUGGACUAUCCUGACGAUACAGAAUCAGCACAUCAUGUUCAGGAAAUUAUUUUACACCCAGGCUUUCAAAAUGGAUCAAUGAAGAAUGAUAUAGCUCUUAUAAAACUUCAAGAGCCGAUAGUUUUCAAUGAUUACGUAAAGCCUAUUUGUGUUCCACCAACAAGACGCCGGGUUGUUGCCGUUAACUCAUACUGCUACACAACAGGAUGGGGCGACACUCAGGGUACAGGUGACAGGAACGUGCUGAACCAAGUCAUGUUACCUCUAAUUAGCGACUAUUUUUGUAGUCGAGCCGACUGGUACGGAACACAUUUUAUAAAAGGUGUAACUUUUUGUGCUGGCUAUAUGGGUGGCGGCCGGGAUGCUUGCACGGGAGACAGCGGCGGGCCCUACAACUGUAAGAAGGAUGGGAAAUGGUAUGUUCAAGGUGUGACAAGUUGGGGAUUCUACUGUGCGCAGCCCAAAUGGCCAGGCAUAUACACCGACGUUUCCAAAUAUGGUACUUGGAUUAGAGAGACCAUGUUAAAUUCAGGACUACCCUUAAAUGAUUAAUGUAUUAAUGUCAAUAUAAUUUUUAUAAUCAA